AUGGCUGCAACUAGGUCUGUUCGACCAAAACCCCUGGACUGGCCAAGUCCCUCGCAUCUCGAUGUGUUUUUAAAUAAUCUCAAGUUGCUUCAUCUGGAUCAGCGCGAGGACUGGCCCGGUAUAUCGCUUCGCACAUUAUCCCCGUCAUCCCAAAACCAACGACAACGAACCCGCUUGGUAGAAUGGUCACUGUACCAUCUCUAUGCCAUUUGGGAUCCGGAAGGUGCCCAAAAUAAACUCCGGCCCUUCUUUCCCCCAUUGGAGCCUCUACAGUCUGUCAACCUCCGCGCGGCGUUAUUCCGAUGCCUCGGCGAACUGAAGAAGAAUGGUGAUCUGGGACGAGAAAUCAUUAUCCGCAAAACUAUGCUGGAUGAUUGCAAAGGCGAGAAAUUCGAGGAGUUACUCGCUGGCUUCUCUACCACUGUUCUCCGUAAACUUGUGGCCAUGCCUGCGGAUGAGAUGCUUUGGAACCCCGCCAUGAAAUUGGCGACUGCUACUGCCAUGACACCGACGGACUAUCAAAAUCUAUUGCCCCUCAUUCUCGUCCAUCAAGCAUCCCUUGCUACUGCGGGUGAACGCCAUGCCCGCGUUCGAGUUGAUUAUGAUCGUUUUUCACAGCUCCUAGACGACAAAAAGGUCGACCUGACCGAACGUGCGAACAAGGAGCCGAAUGAACCUGGUGAUUUGCAGGGUGAUCCCGAGUAUUUGGUUCGUGAGCUUCAAACCAGAUGGCUGGGAAAUGAAAAAUGGGCCACCGCACUCCUUGAAGGUGGGUCAGAAAGUAGCACCGACGCUUUCCUGGAGCUCCCUUUCUCAAAGGCCUUGUCACGAGCGACCGACUCGGCAGAUGGUAAUAUUAACAACGGGCUUAAGCAAGACUUAGUCCUUGACCUGGAGGCCCGGGUCUUGCUGCAACGGACUCGACUCCGCAAGUGGCAUGAGUAUAACAAGACUCUUUUGGGUGAAAAAUCCGUGAACGUGGUUACAACAUCGCCUAAGGAAGCUGCCAUGGUGUUCCGGGAGCACCAGACUCUUACAGUCGCCAGUAUAGCCAAAACUGUGCGCCAGCCUGGAGAUCGUGGGCGGGUGUUGAAAGGGGCGGACAAAUUUCUCUUGUCAUCUGUAAAUGAAGCCCUCACCCGGAUCAACGGAAAUUCCUGUCGCAAUCCUGGAAGACCAACGCCCGCAGUGAAGAUGGAUGCCCAACCCCAAAUUGGACGUUUGGCAGAGAUUGGCCACUCGCCGCCAACAGUGGCAGAAGACGACCACUAUGCCCCAAGUCCUCUGCCAAAUUUGGACCUUCCAGAGUCCCACCUAGAGCCCCAGGCUGCCUCGGAGUCUGAAACUGGAUCAGAAACAGAACCAGAACUAGAGAUAGUCCAUCCAUCCCCUCCCAUUGUCCGUCUCUCUCCAGACCUCUCCGCGUCAGAAGAGGAGCCAACUCAAGAACCUAUCAAGCGCCCGCACACCCUAGUCGAGCGCACUCGCAAGUCGAUGUCCCUCCUUCCGCCCCAACAUGACGAGCCAUCUGGACAACGCCGUAGACCCAGACCUUCUUUCCCGGUCAAUCAAUUUGUGACACCGCGCAAAGCAUCAGGUCGUUCGAUCGAUGAGAUCUCUCGCGCCUCAACACCGCAGGAUCAGCUCUUCGAGGAAGACGCCGAGUACGCUAGUGUUUUCAAAUCUAGGCCUCGUGUAGCGCUUAGUCCGAUUUCCUCGCCGGCUGUGCAUGUGAGCCCCUCAUAUGAGGAUGAAAGUUUUGCUUUGGAUGAUCACGAUGAGAGUUUCGAUUGGGGAGGUGUUGAAUCACCUUCGGCUGCUCCACGAUUUAGGUAA
Messenger RNA from Penicillium soppii, 1836 nucleotides. RefSeq lists its product as uncharacterized. Bases 1 to 1836 code for a protein of 611 amino acids. The transcript has 2 exons. NCBI's taxonomy places the organism in Eukaryota, Fungi, Ascomycota, Eurotiomycetes, Eurotiales, Aspergillaceae. The record is from RefSeq and is a predicted model, not a curated record.